UAAAUAAUGUACGCGUGUGAUCGUUUAUCAUGAUCGUGUCGCUCUUUUGGUAAUACGUCUCAUCUUUCUCGAUCAAGUCGAUUUGUUUUGUUUGACAAGCGCGAAAGAUGCGGAGCACGCGUGUCAUGUCUCGAUUCAAGGCCAGGGAAGACAUAUUGGCACGUGAACAGAACCCAUUAAAAAAUAGACCUCCCCGACCGAACGAAAUCGCGACGUUUAAAUCGACCAUAAGUUGCUUUACAAGUUCGCAUUAAUUAAGUGGCCGUCUCAUUCGUCCAGUGCAUUCGCCUAGCGAGUUUACGUUUACGUGUGCUGCGUCACUCGAGCUUGCUUGUUGUUCCUUUUACGUUAUAUAAGGAACACGCUUUGCGCGAAUGUGCCACCACCAUCUUUGUUGACGUAACGAAGCGCGAAAUUUAACUUAUUUCUGUCGCCGACGAAUACAACGCACACCACGAACACGAUCUCCAAAUCGUCUAUACUUUGAAUAUUUUUCGAUUUCUCUCGCCUUCUAUACAUUCGUUCAAAAUAUUUUCUGUGGAAGGAGACUAUCGAGAUAACGAAUUAAAUGAAAUUCUUACACAACGUCUGGCUAUAAAUUACAUAUUCCUAUGUGUAUAUUUUUCUUUCAACGUGUUUCAAUAAAGCUCAGUCGUACGUCGCGUUCUUUCACCGAGAUGCAUAAUAAAAUUAUCAGUCGUCUAAUGAUCAUCUUUAACAAUAACCUCGUAUUCGCGACACGCUAUUACGCUAUGAACGUUUUAUAAUUUAAUCUGUCCUGUCCACUCAUUUAUCCAUUCACAGAACAUCCGACCAUGGCAUAUUUUCCUCCCGCUGGUCGGUUAAUACGCUUUAAGAUGUGACUUCCCAAGUAGCAUUGUCGAAUCACGUUUUCGAUACUGAUUGAACUCGUUUACCGAUUACCGACCAUAAACAUAUAUUUAUGUCGUAUCAAUUAAGAGUUCCCAUCGAUGUGAUUUAAACUUUGUUCGGACAAAAGAGAUUGCAUUUUCAGUGAGUCUUUCAUCGAGUACUGUCUCGUCUCGAGACCUAUUUUACACGAUAUCUUGUCCGCCUGAUAAAACGAUACGAUCCAAGGCGUUAACAAAUGAAGAUCACAGGAAAAAACUUGAUAAGUUUCACGUUUAAACUGGCAAGCGAUCGUCGCAGGAUCGGGAUGGCGUGGCAACAAAGACCUUAUUCCUUCUGUUCGCGGAUCGACGUCGCACAAUUGCGUCUAACUCCGACAAUCGAUCCGACCGUGGCCCAACUUGACAGCAAUUUAAAAUCGCUUCUCCUCCUGUGAGCCGUACCAAGUGCACCGCCACAAACUAUCAUUCUCCCACGAGACGUUGUAGACCUUCUUCCGCUUCUUUUACCAGGCGUUAUUAUGCGGACGCGUUGCUACGUCUAAUCAUAGAAUAAAAGAAUAAGUAGUCGAAUAAAACUUGAAACACACGAAACAGACGAUCUAUCGAAAAAAAGAACACCGAAGAUAGAGAAUUCGAAAAAACAUCGAUGAAGAUGAACCGACGAAAAGUGAAAGCACCGUCUUUUCAGGAGAAAUGGCGAUCUCUUCGCCCAAAUGCGCCAAGGGCAGCGAAAUGGAAACGACGACAAGAAGUUGGAUAGCGAGACCGAUUUUAAACCACGACUUCAUUGCUGAUCUACCUCUUGAGCUUGUCUACGUGGGUUUACUUAAAAGGAAAGAGGACAUCUCGAUCGCGAUUAAGAGUAUCUCUUCCGUUCUGCCAGGUUUCCAUCAUCUGAAACGUUGCUCCUCAAACAAGUUGCUGUUGGCGCCAGUAGAUUCUAGAAAAUUAUUAGCGGAAACGAAAGACUCCGAGGAAUCCAAGGAAGAAUUCACUUUGACUCAAGACAAACUGAAAAUGAUAUUAACGGAAAGAGGAUUUAACUUAUCCUUAUUGGAAGACGACUUUCGUACAGCGAAGGUGCCAGCGAGAGCAGCCAAAACGAAAGCACAAGCUGCGCGGGCCUCGAGCAUUUGGCCUUUGAACUUUCAUCCAGAUCCUAACAUCGAACAACUGGUCGAUGGAUCGGUUUUCACGGAACAUCAAUUGGUCCUUAUAGAGAGGUACAUGAACGUUGUGGUAGAGGCAGCCAGAUUAGAAGCUGUCGGCGACUCGAAUUGUAACGGCAGCGCGAUGAUCGUUGACCCAGUGGAUGGAAGAAUCCUUGCGGUCGCAGCCUCGAAAAUCGAUCGGCAUCCAAUGUGGCACGCAGCUAUGUUGGCCGUAGAUCUCGUUGCCAAACUUCAAGGUGGAGGAGCUUGGAAAUUCGUGGAAAGAUUGGAACAGAAGGGUACCGAUGAUUCGGAAACGUCUGAAUCUCCCGCCGACAGAGACGCAGAAAGUAAAAUGACCAAGGAAAUGAGAAUCAAGAGGAAAUAUAUCGAAGAAGCUCCACUUUGCUAUCCAGAAACGCUAUCGAAAAUUAGCCUUCCAAAGGAAGAAUGUUUGCAAUCUACUGAAAUUCGACGAGGACGCAGGAAUAACGGUUCAACGAAAACGAUGGAUUCUAGGACAAUCGAACAGACUGAAGCGGCAGACACGAAAAAAUGUGGUCCUUAUUUAUGUACAGGAUACUGGACCUUCUUGUUAAGGGAGCCGUGUCCUCUUUGCGCUAUGGCACUCUUGCACUCUAGGGUUUUAAGAAUAUUCUACGGUGUCCCAAAUAGAAAUACAGGCGUGUUAGGAUCCAAGACGGUCUUGCAUGCUGUACCAGGAUUGAAUCAUCGAUAUCAAGUUUGGAGUGGCGUUCUGGAACAAGAAUGUCGACAAGCGUUGCAAGAAAUCGAGCACAGAAAUAUGAAUUGACUCACACGGCGUAUUCGUAAUGAUUAAUGGCUAUUUUCUAGCAAGCUAUGAUUCGCGGAACCAUCUAACAUUGUCGCUCUGUUACAGACAUUUUGUACGUUUGAAGAAUUAAAAACAUUGAAGGAAAUCCUGCACGUGUUUCGAUACGAUCCACCAUGUACGAUCAUGAUUUUUGUAACCUUUGGCAAUGACGUUGGCGAAAGAUCUCUAUCCUUGGCACUGCCUCGUAGUAAGUUAGUAGAGUCGUGAUGCAGUGAUAUCAAUGUACCAACCGGUUUAUAAUUUCAAUCAAAAGCAGACGACGCAGAAGAUGUUACACGUGGUUCGGACGUGCGUUCGUCCAUUAUGAGGCAGAUAUAUGUAUGACCUUGGUGUCUUAGUAUAAUUUGCAGGAACAGAGGUCUCUACUCGUGGUUGAUACUAGACUUCUUCGUCUAUUCGACGAGUUAAUACUUACGUCUGUUAUACAAUCACACGUUCCUAACCGAACAAUCGUAAAAGUCGUUCUUUUUUUCCAAUACAUUCGCGUCGCUCGAAUUAAACCUGAUUAAAUAUCUCGAUGAUUUCCAGCCGAAGAAUAUAGAAACAACGUUGAUGAUUUUUUAACAUCUCUUAUGUUCAGCUUUUACAGAUCGUACGAUCGAUAAAUUUAGUAUUUAUAAGUGGCAAUUACCUAGAAACAAGAAUAUUUACCUCGAAAAAAACACGAUACAUGUUCAUCGAUUAAGACGAUUCUGUUUAGCGCAUUACGUCAUGUUUGGAAAAAAAAAAAAAAAAAGAAAUAAAUUGUCCAUAGCUUCAGGGAACUAUUUUAAACAUCAAAUCGAAAUUAUUAAGAUAAAUUACCACGGUAUGCGCAUUCCCUUGAUCGCUUGCAUAAGUGAUCCUAGAAAGACGUUGAAAAUAAUUCCGUCGUCGACGCAAGUCUAUUAUUUCAUAUAGAGCGAAUAGUUUGCCUGACGAACGAACAAUCUUGUUCGUUGAAGGAGCGAAAUACGCUUCACGGUAGCAAGAGACAAGGUCGCGAAGUAAUUCACCGUCGGUGGUCGUUGAUCUCGUAGGAUCGGUCGAAACGUCGUCAUAAUAAGUUCCUCAGAGAGUUCCUUGCCGCAGUCGUGCGGAUCACUCGGGCUUGACGUGCUAGUGUCGUUGAUACGACGAUACUCGUAGUUCUGCGGAGCUUUCCUGCACAAGACACGCACCGUUUAAUUUGUGUGGAACCGAGUAGCGCGUAUAACAAUGACCUCGCGGAUUAACUUCAAUCAGCGAAACUUCAGACGUCUAACCCCGUUGAGCUGGCCAGCUUUGCUGAACGGAUGUACGUGCAAAGAUGCGGAGAACAACGUGGAAGACGCUUAGGAGAAAAUGAUGGUACAGAAAAUUAGGAAACAUGACGAUUCGUUUGUCAGUCGACGAGCAGGAUGAGUGGCGCUUCAACGUAACUUGGCUGCUGUGCUUUCCACGAAAAGCUAUCGGUUCUACUUCUACGAUAUUAGUUUAUCUCGUCGAUUUUCUGGGACGAAGCUUAGCGGCACUCUGAACAACCUGAAAGUUUAAGGAUUGCUGUCACAGAUCAAUCUGGAAGCUCGUUCGACGUAAAGGAAACACUCUGAUAAAUCAUCUUCGUCUAAUUCUCCGCAAUCUCUGUGCAAACACAUUUUCGCGUAGCUACAAGAAGCUCUAGUAACGAUUAACAGUUGUUCCACGUCCUUCGUUGCACCGGCUGGCACGUGGCUUCGAUAACGUUACCCAGAAGCGUAUCGACAUCCUCUCGUCGCUCAAUCAACCUGUGAUUGAUUUAAGGGAAAAAAAAGAGAGAGAGACAGAGAAAGGAACUCCCUUUGCGUUCCUACGAUCUCAUUUUCGAAACGAAAACACACUUCGUCUAAAGACAGAGAUAACAUCUCGUGAAAUAAUUAAUCCACGUGGCAAACAGUCAUCUUUUACGACGCAACUGCUCGUCAAACCGAUGUAAACGUCGUCAUCGUCAUCUGAAAUAGCAGCGGAACUCGAGAGUCACCGGUGGAGAAAGCUUGGCCCGGGAUUAUUCGAUUACAGAAAAGUUGGACGAUAUUCGCUCGUCAGAUAGAAAAAGCAGAAUAGGUCAGGUAUUAAUCGAAAUUCGAAUUCGCUACGUGACCAAAUACGGGACGAUUUUACGAGGUAAACCAAGUCACAUUUUGCUCAUCAGCACUGAGUGGUUCCAAUUGACGGUCGGGUCGACCCUCCAGCGUAGACACUAUUGGUCAGCCUUUUAAUACCGGCGGUCGCGAUUGGAUCAGAUACCCAGAUCGUUCUUAGACAGAAGACAUCGCUGGAGCAUUCGCUUCAAAACUUUUAACGUCGUCAGUGUCGCGCAAUUUGCUGUCCGUUGACGUUCGCAAGGGUAGAGAUCCGAGAGACAUUCGCGCGUUCAGUUUGUUUCAGUCGGUUUAAGUCGGUCAACGGGUAGCACCGAGCCUCAUAAAGAUAAUCAAGCAGAAGAAUACGACAGCGGCAAUUGUAUCAGGAGAUCGAGGCAUUUGGCCUGCAUCGCACUCGAUUUCAAAAUAAGAUUCGUUUAUCGUCGAUAUUAUCAGUGGAAAUCAGACAUCGAUAUUUUCGAAAAGAAAGACAAGGAAGCCAGACGAGUAUAGUUUUGAAUUUUGAUAACGCGCGAUAAACGUAUCUCGAACGAUAUCCGAAGUCUUCCGCCAGUUGAAUGGCUCAAAUUUACUGGCUUUUACUCUUCGAAAGAUCUUGAUCGUUAGCAUUUAUCUUCAAGAGAUAGCGAGGCGAAACAUUCGGAAGAAAGAAAGAGGAGUUAAUCCGUACGGAAGAUUCGUGUUCUUAGUAUCCAAGGAAGAAGACAUUGCGGGGUGAA
Molecule: messenger RNA, 5700 nt
Organism: Bombus terrestris (buff-tailed bumblebee)
Lineage: Eukaryota; Metazoa; Arthropoda; Insecta; Hymenoptera; Apidae
Product: probable inactive tRNA-specific adenosine deaminase-like protein 3
Exons: 3
Coding region: 1566-2837 (423 amino acids)
Biological process (GO): tRNA wobble adenosine to inosine editing
Cellular component (GO): cytoplasm; nucleus
Molecular function (GO): tRNA-specific adenosine-34 deaminase activity
Source: RefSeq, a predicted model, not a curated record